AUGACCUUCAAGAAAAUCCAACAACUCCUCUGCGAUCGCGAGAACGUGCUCGGGCCGCGGUGUUUUGCAGGGGAUUCCGCCAAAGCCGCCGCGCUGGCCGCGCAUUUUAUGCCGCAAUACUCCUUAAACGCGGAGGAAUCGCCCCUCACGAACUCGGAGGACAUCGUCCGCGAGGCGAUCGCGAAUCCGGACGAAUUCAUUCUCAAACCCCAGCUCGAGGGCGGGGGAAAUAUCUUCUACGGGGACGAAAUGCGCCGGCUUCUUCAGCUAACCGAUGUCCACGACCCCGAAUACCUCCACGUCCAAAAGGAGUGUAUUCUCAUGCGCAAAAUUCACAGCCCGGCGGAGACCACCGCCCUCUUUCGCGAAAAAACAAUCGUCCCGCUGGAGAAGUUUGCGCUUUCGGAGCUCGGGAUCUUCGGCGUUGUCCUUUCCGACGGCGCGGAGUUUAUGUUGAACGAACCCGCCGGUUAUGUCGUUCGCACAAAACCCGCGAGUAUUCAGGAUGGGGGGGUGAUCGCCGGAAAUGCAUGCCUGAACAGCUUAUUGGUGGUGUGA
Molecule: messenger RNA, 558 nt
Organism: Phytomonas sp. Hart1
Lineage: Eukaryota; Euglenozoa; Kinetoplastea; Trypanosomatida; Trypanosomatidae
Source: the annotation of a GenBank genome assembly